AUGUUUUAUGAUCUCAACGUCCCAUAUAGCCCGGAUGACCCAGAGGUGCCCCACACCCUGAAUUUCCUGGCUGAACUUGGUUACACUACCAUCGCUUUGUCUCAAACAAUCACCGGCAAACCCCCCAACAACCUCACACCGCCGCCUCUUCCACCGAACCCACCUAAAUCUCUCCAGCUAUUGACCCGCCUGAACUUGACUCUUUCGGACCCCGCCCAGAAUCAGCGACUAAAUAACUUGACUCAAGCAUACGAUUUGGUCGCACUUCGACCUAUGAACGAAAAAGCACUACUCAAUGCCUGCACCAACCUGGAAUGCGACGUGAUCUCGCUUGAUCUCUCGGUGCGCCUUCCAUACCACUUCAAAUUCAAAAUGCUGUCCGCUGCGGUGUCACGUGGUGUUCGCCUGGAGAUCUGCUACGGUCCAGGAGUCACAGGGAGUGGUGCGGAUGCUCGCCGAAAUCUUAUUGGGAAUGCUAUGGCCUUGAUUCGCGCCACACGCGGCCGUGGUGUUAUUGUGUCAAGUGAGGCGCGGAGGGCACUGAACUUGCGAGCUCCGUGGGAUGUGAUCAACUUAACAUGCGUCUGGGGUCUGUCACAAGAGCGCGGCAAGGAAGCGAUCUGCGAAGAAACACGGAAGGUUGUUGCUCUCGCCAAGUUGAAGCGAAGCAGCUGGCGCGGUAUCGUGGAUAUUGUCCAUGGCGGGGAGAAAGCCAAUCCAGAAAACACCGGAUCCAACCAAAAAACAACCGAGCCGUCGAAUUCAUCUGGUCAGAGCACUGAUAACUUGAAGAGAAAGGCAUCUAUUGGCUCCGAAGCCGUUGCCGAGGAAGCCGAAAAGCUAUCUAAACGGGAAAUGAAACGACGAGCGAAAAAGGUUCGCUUAGAAUCUCUGGGGGCAGAUGCUAGCUGA
This is a messenger RNA of Penicillium verhagenii, 912 nucleotides long. Its product is annotated as ribonuclease P subunit p30 family protein. Gene Ontology annotation, molecular function: RNA binding. Bases 1 to 912 code for a protein of 303 amino acids. Gene Ontology annotation, biological process: tRNA processing. The transcript is spliced from 2 exons. The record is from RefSeq and is a predicted model, not a curated record. NCBI's taxonomy places the organism in Eukaryota, Fungi, Ascomycota, Eurotiomycetes, Eurotiales, Aspergillaceae. Gene Ontology annotation, cellular component: nucleolar ribonuclease P complex.